Messenger RNA from Trichechus manatus latirostris (Florida manatee), 1338 nucleotides. Its product is annotated as calcium release-activated calcium channel protein 1. The record is from RefSeq and is a predicted model, not a curated record. Gene Ontology annotation, molecular function: store-operated calcium channel activity. Gene Ontology annotation, biological process: store-operated calcium entry. Bases 39 to 695 code for a protein of 218 amino acids. Gene Ontology annotation, cellular component: membrane. The transcript has a single exon. NCBI's taxonomy places the organism in Eukaryota, Metazoa, Chordata, Mammalia, Sirenia, Trichechidae.
GGGUUUGAGCUGGGCCCAUCACUCCUUCCCGAUGGGCCAUGGCCCUGAUCUGGCACUCACCCCGCCUGUCCUCACCCCUGCAGGUGGCGAUGGUGGAGGUGCAGUUGGACGCUGACCACGACUACCCACCAGGGCUGCUUAUCGCCUUCAGCGCCUGCACCACAGUGCUGGUGGCCGUGCACCUGUUUGCGCUCAUGAUCAGCACCUGCAUCCUGCCCAACAUCGAGGCCGUGAGCAACGUCCAUAACCUCAACUCUGUCAAGGAGUCGCCCCACGAGCGCAUGCACCGCCACAUCGAGCUGGCCUGGGCCUUCUCCACGGUCAUUGGCACACUGCUCUUCCUGGCCGAGGUGGUGCUGCUCUGCUGGGUCAAGUUCCUGCCCCUCAAGAAGCAGCCGGGCCAGCCACAGCCCACCAGCAAGCCCUCGGACGGCGGCGGAGCCCUCAAUGUCAGCGGCAGCAGCCCCGAGGGCAUCACUCCGGGCCAGGCAGCCGCCAUUGCCUCCACCACCAUUAUGGUCCCCUUCGGCCUGGUCUUUAUUGUCUUCGCCGUCCACUUUUACCGCUCACUGGUCAGCCACAAGACAGACCGACAGUUCCAGGAGCUCAAUGAGCUGGCUGAGUUUGCUCGCCUGCAGGACCAGCUGGACCACAGAGGGGACCACCCACUGACGCCCGGCAGCCACUAUGCCUGAGCCCCUGUGGGCCUGGGUUUUCCCGAGCUUUAGCCUUAAUGCCUCUUCCCAAGGCCUUGUCUUGCCCCAGCCUCAAGGACAGCCUGAACAGGAGGCUGGGCUUCCGGCAGAGAGUAGAGGGAAGAGGGUUUUUUAAGAGAAAUGACUGUACUUUGAAACUUUCCUCUAAGAGUAUAAGCACUUCCUGUUUUUCCAGACCCAGGUUCACCUGCUGGGAGGUGGUGGGGGCCGGAGCGGGGACAGAUGCUCCCUUUGUCCGUCCUCCUAUCCCAUGCCAGGGCCACCUGGAUGCUUCCUGUCCUUUCCAUCUCGACCUCCCACCCCGUUUGGCGUCGAGAGUGUGUGUGUGUGUCUGUGUGUCUGUGUGUGUGUGGACACAGAAAUAUACUCUUAUGGGACAGCUUCUCCUUGUGUCUGUAUCAUUGGGUCCAGGCUGUCCCAUGUUAUUUCUCCCUCCUGCCACUGCCCUAAUCAGCUGAGCCCCUAAGCAAAGUUUUUCAUUUCUUUCAGCGAUUUGAGAAAUUUUAAACCUACCAAAAAGUCACAAGAAUAGUUACAGAAAUAUAUAAUUCCCCUGAACCGUAUGUUUUAGUUGCAGAUAGCACAAUCUUUCAUGGCUAAAUAAAAACCCAAAACCAAACCG